AUGCGGGCUGUCGCCGUCCCACCAGACCUUGUCACCGUGAAUGCAGCCAUCGCUGCUUGCAGUUUAAGGGGUCGCUGGACAGAAAGCCUUGGGCUCCUAGCACAACUUGCUGAAGGAAGCCUCGGGGAUGUGAUCACGGUUGGCUCAACGGUGAUGGCGUGUCAGAAAUCAGGGCACUGGGAGGUGGCACUUGCCUUGCUGCGUUUCGCCGCCGGUGCCUCCAUCGAGCUCAGUGUGACGGCCUGCAAUGCAGCUGUAAGCACCUGUGAGAAGGCUGCGCAAUGGGAAGCGGCUGUGGCGUUGCUGGUCGCGAUGGAGGAAGCCAUUUUGGACAGCGACUGCAUUACAUACAACGCCGUCAUUGGUGCCUGUGACAAGGGACUUCAAUGGCUCAUGGCCUUACAGCUCUUGAGACGAAUGACUGAGAUCCAGCUGCAACAUGAUCGAAUCUCCUUCUACACAGCCAUUCAUGCCUGCGAAAGUUGUGGCAACUGGCCUAGUGCACAGGAGCUGCUGGCAGAGAUGUUGGAACUUGGCAUCCAAGAUGGCCUUGGAGCGGACAACUUGAACCGUCGAGAGUACUUGCAUGCUUUCCAAGCGGGUGAUCCCAUUGACUGCUUCAAGCAUGUUGUACUCCUAUCAUUUUGGCAGCGGUUGGCAGUGGCUGGCGAUCCUCUGACGUUUGUGGACGCCCAUGCGGGCGCGGGUGUCUACGACCUCUUGCAGGGUGCUGCGACAUUUCAUCGGAACUAUCAAGAUGGGAUCCAGCAUCUUGAUGCAAUCGCAAAUGAGCACAACUGUACCACAGUCGUGAUGCGUUACUUGCAAAGCUUGCGCUAUUUCAAUCGACAGAAGCACGUUGAAGGAGGUCACACAGCUUGGCCAGAUCAGCUCCGAUUCUACCUGGGUUCUUCUGGACUGCUGAAUCUAUGGCUGCGACCACAGGACAAGGCCGUCUACUUCGAGGCUUCUGAUUCUGUGAUGCAGCAUUUGAAGCAACAUUUGGGAGGUGUUGAUGUUUCAACCCGAGGGCACUGCGCUGAAUUGAGAUUGUUGCAAGCCGAUUCCUAUCGGUGGCUCCUAGAUAUGAAUGAGACAGAAGCGUUUGGCAGAGGGCUGGUCCUGCUUGAUCCACCUUACGACUCUGUAAACUCGUAUCAUGUCUGGAAUCUCUUCAUCAUAAAGCACAUUCGGCAUACUUGGCCUCUGACCUCAGUUGCUCUGUGGUAUCCCAUCAUUGACAGUUCCCAGACGGAGAACUUUCACACACGCCUGGCUGAACUAGGUGAAGACAUUCUGGUGGCAGAAAUCGAGGUUGAAAGGCCACAUGAGCAGCAGCAGUCGAGUGCUGGGAUGGCUCUUCUGGCUGCUCCACCAGAAUUGGAGCAUGUGCUCGAGUGCGAACUAUCGGCUUUAGCACAAAUGCUUGCUUCCAGCAUCUUGGCCGGUCCAUACCAGCGGAAUGUCAGAGCAUCAGUCUUCUGGCUGCGGGAUAAAAAAGUUGCAGCUGGGCAAAGCCUAUAG
Molecule: messenger RNA, 1524 nt
Organism: Cladocopium goreaui
Lineage: Eukaryota; Dinophyceae; Suessiales; Symbiodiniaceae
Source: the annotation of a GenBank genome assembly